Messenger RNA from Neomonachus schauinslandi (Hawaiian monk seal), 363 nucleotides. RefSeq names its product interferon-induced transmembrane protein 1-like. Lineage: Eukaryota; Metazoa; Chordata; Mammalia; Carnivora; Phocidae. The record is from RefSeq and is a predicted model, not a curated record. Gene Ontology annotation, biological process: response to interferon-alpha; response to interferon-beta; defense response to virus. Gene Ontology annotation, cellular component: plasma membrane.
CCCCCAACCUAUGAGAUGCUCAAGGAGGAGCACAAGGUGGCUGUACUCGGGGUGCCCCAGAGCUCAGCUCCCGUGACAACCACUGUGAUCAACAUCCGUAGUGAGACAGCCGUGCCCACCAUCUUCAUGAACUGGUGCUGCCUGGGCUUCAUGGCCUUCGCCUACUCCGUGAAGUCUAGGGACCGGAAGAUGGUGGGUGACAUGUAUGGGGCCCAGACUUAUGCCUCCACCGCCAAGUGCCUGAACAUCUGGGCCCGUCUUGGCCUCCUUCUGACCAUCUCAUUCAUCAUUUUUUUUGUCACUGGAUCACUGAUGAUUUCCCAAACAAUUUCAGAGAUCAUAAAACAUUAUGGAGGGUACUAG